Morus notabilis is the source of this 4628-nucleotide messenger RNA. RefSeq names its product DNA (cytosine-5)-methyltransferase CMT3. The coding region runs from base 84 to 4262 and encodes 1392 amino acids. The record is from RefSeq and is a predicted model, not a curated record. The transcript is spliced from 23 exons. Lineage: Eukaryota; Viridiplantae; Streptophyta; Magnoliopsida; Rosales; Moraceae. Gene Ontology annotation, cellular component: nucleus. Gene Ontology annotation, molecular function: methyltransferase activity; chromatin binding.
GUUAUCAUCGAAAUUGUUCAUCUCUCUGAGAAGAUAUUUCCGAGAAAAUCCUCCGGACUUUCCCGGAGAAAAGCCCUCAGAAUAUGAGGCCGCCGAGAAAAUCCAAAGCCGGAGCCGAUUCCAGCUCGAAGGCGCUAGUUCUUUACAAGACUACGACGAAUGACGCUCAACCGGUGCCGCUGAGCGUGUACUACCCGAGAUCACCAUGCGAGCUCAGCUUGAGAAGGUCGCCGAGGCUCGCUCCGAUUCCCGCAGAGAUCAGAUCGAGAAAUUUGGCUCGAAAUGCUGGAAAGAAGUUCGAUUCUGUGGAUCCAAACAGUCUGAGAAAGUCUCCGAGGUUCGCUCCUAGUCCGGCAGAGACCAGAUCGGGAAAUGUAGCUCUGAAUGUCGGUAAGAAGUCCGAUUCUCUGGAUCCAAACAGCCUGAGAAAGUCUCCGAGGUUCGCUUCAAGUCCGGAAGAGAUCAAUGAAAGCAAUUUGACUCCGAAAGUGGGUAAGAAACUGUAUUUGGUGGAUCCGAACUGUCUGAGAAGGUCUCCGAGGUUCGGUCAUAGUCUUGAAGAGGUCAAAUCGAGCAAUAUGACUCUAUUUCUAUUGAAUAAGAAUUUUGAUUUGGUGGAGGAUCCAAACAGCCGGAGAAGGUCCCCGAGGUUCGGCUCAAGUCUUGAGGAGGUCAAAUCGAGCAAUGUGACUCCAAAAGUGAGUAAAAAUCCGGAUUUGGUGGAUGCAAAUAGCAUGAGAAGGUCUCCGAGGUUCGGUUCUAGUCUUGAAGAGGUAAAAUCGAGCAAUGUGACUCCGAAAUUGGGUAAGAAACUGUAUUUAGUGGAUUCAAACAGCAUGAGAAGGUCUCCGAGGUUCUCUCCAAGUGCUGAAGAGGUCAAGGCAAGCAAUGUGGCUUCAAAAAUGGGUAAGAAACCGGAAUUGGUGGAUCCGAAGAUUCCGAACAGCCUAAGAAGGUCUGCGAGGUUCUCUCCAAGUGCUGAAGGGGACAAAGAAAGCAAUGUGACUCCAAAAGUGAGUAAGAAACCAAAUUUGGUGGAUCGGAACAGCCUGAGAAGGUCUGCUAGAUUCAGUUCGAGUCCUGAAGCGGUCACGGAGAACAAUGCGGCAAAUAAACGAGCUUCGAUGGCUCUGCGCAGCUGCUUGAGGUCGCAGCCGAUUUCGAGUGCGCCGAUCGAUUCAUCGGAAUUCCGCAGGAAAUCUAAGAAGUUAAAGAGCGAUUCUGGAAACUGCGACUCAGAAGUGUUCAACAAAAAGUCUCUGAGAAGGUCUGGGAGAUUUCCUCCGCCUGUGGUUGUGGCUGAUAGUGGCGAAAAGAAGUCUCCUACCCCUACGGGUAAGGGAUCCAAGGGACAGAACUUGACAACAAUUGAGGGUAAAGAAGCAAUAAGUUCCAACUUGGAUUGCUCAAAAGAAAAAUACCAUACAAGAUCUACAAGGUCGACCUCAACCCAGUCCGGAACUGAGAGCAGUUGUUUAGAAUCAAAAAACUUGGAGAAUCAAAAAAAGAGUUUCAUUGAAUUGGAAUCAUUAUCACGGGAAGAAGAUUGUGGCAUAGCACCUAAGCCCUUGAAAUAUAAUGACUUAGAUUUUUCUGGUGAGGAAUGUUUGAGGGCUUCAAAUCUAAUGUCAAUGGCUGAACACAACACUAGUGAAUAUAGGGAAAAAGUAUAUGCGAAAAUGUCAAAUGAAAAGGACAUGGCCUCUAGAUUUUCCUCAGGUUUAGCAACAGAUGAGAGCAUCGGGCUGGACACUUUUGAUAAAUUGUCUGAUUCAUCAGAUGAGUCAGAUGGACCUCUUUUGGAUCAAAGUACUUGGACCUCUUCUAAAAAAUUUGAUCUAGUAUUGCUCGAUGACCAAGAAGAAUAUAACUUUACUAAUUUUCCUGAGCCACACAUUAGAAUACCGACAGAGAAAACUGAGAGCAGAAACUCUUCAAAGAACAAAAAGAAGAAUCCUAAUAUUUCUUUCUUUAUUGGAGAUCCCAUUCCAGAUGAUGAAGCUCAAGAAAGGUGGCACUGGCGUUAUGAGCUGAAGAAUCAACAAUCUAAACAUCGGACAUCGAAGCUAAAUGAUGAUGAUGAAGACAAAGUAGUCCUCAAUGUGGAAUGCCAUUUUGCUCAAGCUCAAGUGGGAAAUUGCAUAUUUAGUCUUGGAGAUUGUGCUCAUAUACAGGGUGAUGGGAAGAAAAAACAUGUUGGCAGAAUCGUGGAAUUUUUCAAGACAACUGACGGGGAGAAGUAUUUUAGAGUCCAAUGGUUUUAUCCUAUUGAAGAUACAGUUGUUCAAGACGUAGGCGCUUUCCAUGACAAGAGGCGUUUAUUCUAUUCUACCAUAAGGAACGAUAACUUACUAGAUUGCAUUAUUUCCAAAGUCCAUGUAACAAAAAUAACACCUAGGGUAGGAUUGAAAAUAAACUCCAUUUCACCAUGUGAUUUUUAUUAUGAUAUGGAAUACUGUGUUGACUAUUCAACAUUUCAGUCGAUUGAGUCUGAUAACUCUACUACUUGUGGAAUUAAGAGAGUCUCUACAACAGCCACAGAAACUCACCCAGCAGAACUAGCACUUUUAGAUCUUUACAGCGGCUGUGGUGGGAUGUCAACUGGGUUGUGCCUUGGUGCCAAGAUUUCUGGUGUUAAUCUCGUGACGAGAUGGGCUCUUGAUAGUAGUAAGUCUGCGUGUGAAAGCUUAAAGUUAAACCAUCCAGACACAAAUGUCAGAAAUGAAGCUGCUGAGGAUUUCAUUGAAUUAUUGAAGGAAUGGGAGAAGUUGUGCAAACGAUACAGGUCAACUAAAGUUGAACGAACGCAUCCAUCAAGGUCAAAGGCUUCAAGAGAAUCUGAAAAUGAUGAUGAGCUCCCGAGUGAUGAUGAGUUUGAGGUUUCAAGAUUCGUUGAUAUUUGCUAUGGCGAUCCUGCGCAUACAGGCAAGCGUGGUCUGAAAUUUAAGGUGCAUUGGAAGGGUUAUGGUACCAGUGAAGAUUCGUGGGAGCCAGUUGAAGGUUUAAGUAAUUGCCGAGAAAAGAUAGAGGAAUUUGUGAGAGAUGGUAUGAAAAGGAAGAUCUUGCCACUUCCUGCAGAUGUUGAUGUUAUUUGUGGUGGUCCUCCUUGCCAAGGGAUUAGUGGCUAUAAUCGUUUCAGAAAUGUCAGUUCCCCCUUGGAUGAUGAUAGAAAUCGUCAAAUAGUUGUUUUCAUGGACAUUGUAAACUUCUUAAAACCAAAGUAUGUAUUAAUGGAAAACGUAGUUGACAUAAUGAGACUUGACAAGGGUUCUCUGGGAAGAUAUGCCUUGAGUCGUUUGGUACACAUGAAUUAUCAAGCAAGGCUCGGAAUAAUUGCUGCUGGCUGUUACGGUCUUCCACAGUUUCGAUUGCGUGUUUUCUUGUGGGGCGCUCUUCCUCAUGAGCAGAAUCUACCUCAAUUUCCACUUCCAACCCACGAUGUAAUUGUUAGAUAUUGGCCUCCUCCUGAGUUUGAGCGAAAUACUGUCGCUUAUGACGAAGACCAACCUCGUGAGCUGGAAAAGGCUCUUGUUCUCCAAGAUGCCAUCUCUGACCUACCACCUGUCACACAUGAUGAAACUCGUGAGGAAAUUUCAUAUUCAAAGCCUCCGGAAACAGAAUUCCAAAGAUACAUAAGGUCAACAAAAUUGGAGAUGGCUGGCUCUGCAUUAAAUGACACUAGAGAAACAAAAUAUUCUCUAUAUGAUCAUCGACCCACCCCAUUUUGUGAAGAUGAUUACUUACGAGUUUGUAAAAUUCCAAAAAGAAAGGGAGCGAAUUUUAGGAACCUGCCGGGUGUUAUUGUAGGAGGAGAUAAUGUGGCUCGGCGAGAUCCAAAUGUACAUAUACUAUUGCCAUCUGGAAAGCCAUUGGUACCUGAUUACACUUUCACUUUUGAAAAAGGCAAAUCCAAAAGACCAUUUUCAAGGUUAUGGUGGGAUGAGACAGUUCCGACAGUAUUGACUAUACCAUGUUGUCAUAAUCAGGCAGCACUACAUCCUGAGCAGGACCGAAUCCUAACGUUACGAGAAUAUGCAAGGCUGCAAGGCUUUCCUGAUUAUUAUAGAUUCUGUGGGACUCUUAAAGCGAGGCAUCGUCAGGUCGGAAAUGCGGUACCUGUUAAUGUUGCACGAGCCUUAGGAUAUGCCUUGGGUUUGGCUGCUCGAAAGCUCAGUAGCAAUGAACCACUUUUGACUCUUCCUAAUGAGUUCUCUCUUUCCAAUUUUUCUCAAUUAGCUAACAAUAAUGUAUCACAGGAAUGACAGUAUUAGGCUGUCAAGUCCGAUUGUCUUUGCCUAUCCGGGGCUGGUGUCUGUCAUAUUUUUCCCGAAUGCAAUUCUGCAGCGCACAAUUUGGUACACUUAGGUCUUAAACGUCGACAGCGAACUAAAUUUGGUCAGAGGAAAUACACCACCCUCGAUCAAUCAUGAAUGAUCAUGUGCUUCUGAUUCUGCACAAUGAACAAUUGAUGCAGCCCAUAUUGGGAAGUCACAUUCUAAAAUUUUAGAGAACUGCUACGGAAGAAAAUUCAAAUUCUACUUUUAGAGGCUUUGAAUUAUUUGAAUUAGCAAUUUCACAAUUAGGGAUGUUUUCAAGAAAAAACAUUAUUUGAUUUUAUAGCUUAAUUG